AUGACAUAUCAACUCCCACAAAACGGGGAGUUAGAAGUGUUGCAACGCCACCAAAGUCUUUCAAAAUCACUGGCUAUGUCCGAUCUGAUUCGCCGAGAACUAGGUUCUGAAAACCCCAUGCCGAAUUACUGUUUUAAAACUGCCGGCCUGGGCGAUCAAUUAACAUGCGCAAUCUUGAAAGUUGAGCAACAUAUUCUUUGGGGCAAAGAGAAGGAAUGGGAACUCCGAAAUCAAGAAGAAUACGGAAACGAGACGUCUCGAUCUGACUCUUUUUCAUCCCCAACAACUUCGGGGCCGCCUCAUGACCCACUGCUUGCUACUAAGCGAUCGGCUCUCAGUACUUGGAUCAAGCAAAUGCAACAGUUCAGCACGGCUAUGCAGGGGGUUUAUCUGGAGACCAUCAAAGUGGAGGAAUCGUUGGUGAGCCUGGAAAGGGCUAAUCCAAGAGCCUCUAAGCUUUGGGAUAGAAUAUGUAUUACACGAUACUCGUAG
Sclerotinia borealis F-4128 is the source of this 492-nucleotide messenger RNA. The record is from the annotation of a GenBank genome assembly. Lineage: Eukaryota; Fungi; Ascomycota; Leotiomycetes; Helotiales; Sclerotiniaceae.